AUGACACUCACAGGCGUUGCACUUCUGAGCGCUCUCGGCUUGGCGAGUGCCUGGGGACCUCCUUCUGGUCGUCCUGAUGGACCUUGGGGCUGGGAAGGUCGAGAUUCUUCAUCAUCGUGGGACCUGAAGAAAUUCACGACACUGGUGGCCUUUGGAGACAGUUACACGGACGACUCAAGAUUGAGUUACAUUUCAGCUCACAAUGGAUCUCUGCCGCCUGUCGGAUACGACAACCCGCCGGUGAGUCCAGCAGAUCUGUCCAACAAUGGGCAAACCUCACAUUCCACCAGAACUACGCCGCAGCAGACGGCGGCCGCGUCUGGCCUCAGUACGUCAAGCAAUACACCGGCGCAAACCUCUACAACUAUGCCGUUGCCGGCGCCGUCUGCUCCAACGACAUCACACCGAAAACAUACGUCUACCUCCAAAUCCUCUUCCCUGCCGUCCAGCAGUACGAAAUCCCCGCCUACCUGGCAGACUACAACUACACCGACCCCAACGGCCAGAAAUUCAUGACCGCGCCUCCCAACGAGACAGUCUACAGCAUCUGGAUUGGAGCCAACGACCUGGGAUCCUACGCCUUCAUCACCGACUCCCAAGUCCAAGGCACCAAUCUCGUAAACUCGACCGAUUGCGUGUACGCCCAAAUCCAACGGCUCUACGACAAUGGAGGGCGCUAUUUCGUCGUGCAAAACGUCCCGCCUUUGAAUCUGGCUCCGCUGUAUGCACUGCCGGAGAAGGGCGGCGUGACGAGUAAUUAUGCCUACUGGCCCGAUAAGCCGAGUAAUUUAACGGAAAUCUCGUAUCGCAUGAUGGAGCAGGUGGCUACUACGAAUGCGAUUCAUCACUAUCGAAGUCCUUUUGAGGUGGAGUUGACGACGAGGUUCCAGGGCGCGAGGUUUGCGGUUUAUGAUGUGAAUGGGUUGGUGAGUGUUGCUGUUCUUUCCUGUCAAUUGAAAGGAGCUUACUGACCGACGGCGGGUUUUUUCCUCUCAGAUGACGGACAUUUACAAUUCUCCCGCGGAGUACUUGAAUGGCACCGCGCCGUUGAAUGUCACGGGCGUGGUGCAUCGCUGCGAUGCUACGGGGAACCACUGCGUUACGAAUGCGAGCCCGGAUAGUUAUCUGUGGUACGAUGACUUGCAUCCCAGCGAGCAGACGGAACGGGUCAUUGCGAGGGAGUUUGUCAAUGUCGUGAAGGGCACGAGCAGGUGGGCGAUGUACUGGGGAGGGGAGAAGCGAGGGUGGUAA
Messenger RNA from Lecanosticta acicola, 1251 nucleotides. Lineage: Eukaryota; Fungi; Ascomycota; Dothideomycetes; Mycosphaerellales; Mycosphaerellaceae. The record is from the annotation of a GenBank genome assembly.